GGGCUGAUUUUUCAAGAGCCAGAUAAAACGUCAAGUAGCUAACUGAUCAAUAACUUUAUCUGAUUCUUUAACGAACCAAUAAAGAGUUUCAAUUUUUCAAAGCAUAGUUACCAGUCAGUUUACUACCUGACCUUUUUUUGUGACUAGCUUCACACUACAUCUGUGUGAGCGAGACGCGCUUAUGAACAUUUACAGAUCUAAGAAAGAGACAAACAAUUUUCAACUUAAUGACAGCGGUUGUCACAUUUUAGAGGGAAUCAUAACAUAACCUUAAACUUUGACGACUCGUCUUCGUGUUAAUAUUUAUUUUCCGUUCGAAUUUAUUGUUUGCUUUUUGUGUGUUGUGUGUAAUCAUGGAAAAUAUCGUAAAACGUGAACGUUCCACGAAUUUUAACAAAAGCGAAAUAAGAUUAUUGACUGAAUUGGUGGCAAAACACCGUACUAUAAUUGAAAAUAAGCAGACAGACGCCGUAACCAAUAAAGAAAAGGAAGCAGCGUGGAUAAAAAUCAGUUCAUUAUUUAAUGCGGCUACGGGAUUUACAGCGAGGAGUACCAAGAGCCUGAAGCUUAAAUAUGAAGGCAUAAAAAAGGAAACCAAAAAAACAUUGGCCAAACAUCGGCAAGAGCUGUACAAAACUGGUGGCGGGCCCUCUUCAGCCCCAGAGGUUACAGAUAUACAGGAGAGGGUUAUCGCGAUAUGUUCGAAUAUCAAUGGGCUGGAUGCUCGAAAUGACAGCGACAAAAUUCCAGAACCUUUAGAACUGGAAGAGACUGCUAAAGUUGACCCGCUAUCGUUGCCACUGCAAUCAUUAGAAAAUAAUUUAGUAAUUGUACCAUGUGAUGACGAUAUUCCGUGUACUUUAGAUCAAGAAGAGUUUUGCCCGCAACAGGAUUUAAAGGAGAAAGUUAACAGUGAAAUUGGAAAUGACAAGGCCUUUGAUGACUUUCAAUCUAUAGAGAUACAGGAUAUGGAAGUGGAUCAAACUGAAAAAGAGAAUAAGUGGUCUUCAUGGAAGCCAAAGGCUUUAAAACUAAGAUUAGUCCAUACUUGA
Messenger RNA from Helicoverpa armigera (cotton bollworm), 1052 nucleotides. RefSeq lists its product as uncharacterized. The coding region runs from base 354 to 1052 and encodes 232 amino acids. NCBI's taxonomy places the organism in Eukaryota, Metazoa, Arthropoda, Insecta, Lepidoptera, Noctuidae. The transcript has 5 exons. Gene Ontology annotation, cellular component: nucleus. The record is from RefSeq and is a predicted model, not a curated record.